AUGUUGCCAUCGGGUAUUAAUUAGGGAUUGGGUUGGCCCCCUAUAUAAAGGAGACGCGCCCAUUGCUCUGCUCUGUCUCCAUUCACGCCAAGAUGAGCUACGGAUCUGAAGUCUUUUCCUCCUCCUCCUAUAGGAAGAUUUUCGGGGAUUCUCCCCGUUAUGCGUCCUCUCCAUCGCGGACUGGGGUGAACGUCUCCACACGGGGAGGUUACCGGUCCUCCUCUCUAUCCCGGAGCAACGUUCCAUCUCUGGGCUCAUAUAGUAGAAAGUCCGGCCGCUCCUUCGCGUCCAUGCCAAUGGAGACCUUCGACCUGACACAGAGCAACGUCCUCAACAAUGAGUUCAAAAUCAUCCGCACCAAUGAGAAGGAACAAAUGCAGGGUCUUAAUGACCGCUUUGCAAUGUUCAUCGAGAAAGUGCGCAACUUGGAGCAGCACAACAAAGUGCUGGAGACGGAGCUCACUACCCUGCGCCAGCGGCAGACCGAGCCGUCCCGCUUGGCCGAGCUUUACCAACAAGAGAUCCGUGAACUGCGCUCCCAGCUCGAAGAGCUGAACGGGGAGAAGUCCCAGUUCAUGCUGGAGAGGGAUAGUAUUGAAGACGAGCUCCAGAAGCUCAGGGGGAAAUACGAAGAUGAGUUCCGUGCCCGGGAGGAGGCAGAAGCCAUCCUCAAGGCUUUUAAGAAAGAUGUGGAUGAUGCCACCAUGGUGCGCCUGGACCUGGAGAAGAAGGUGGAAUCUCUGCUGGACGAGAUCAACUUCCUGAGGAAGGUGCACGAGGAGGAGGUGGCCGAGCUGAUGGACAUGAUCCAGGCUUCCCAGGUGUCUGUGGAGAUGGAGGUGUCCAAGCCGGAUCUCACCUCCGCCCUCAAAGAGAUUCGAGGCCAGUACGAGUCCAUGGCGUCAAAGAACCUGCAGUCUGCUGAGGAGUGGUACAAGACCAAGUUCGCCGACUUGUCUGAGCAGGCUACCCGGAGUAAUGAGGCCAUCCGCGCCAGCAGGGAGGAAAUUAACGAGUUCAGAAGGCAGCUGCAGUCCAAGACCAUCGAGAUAGAGAGUCUGAGGGGAACCAACGAGUCUCUGGAAAAGCAGCUCCGGGAGAUGGAGGACAGGCACAAUGCAGAGAUAGGAAACUACCAGGACAGCAUGGCAGAGCUGGAGAAUGAGCUGAGGGCCACUAAGAGCGAGAUGGCUCGUCACCUGAGGGAGUACCAGGAUCUGCUCAAUGUCAAGAUGGCACUGGAUAUUGAAAUCGCAGCUUACAGAAAACUGCUAGAGGGGGAGGAGACUCGCAUCGGGACAGGGAUUACCUAUCCCAGCUCCAUGAGCUCAGGUGUUGGGCAAGGUUACAACUACCAGUCCCGUAUUUACACCAGCUCCAGCAAGGGCAAGAAGGAGAGCAAGGACGAGGACCAGCAGCAGGAGAGCAGGUCUGGAGGCAAGGUCUCCCAGCGUGAAGUUUAUGAGGAGACAGUGGUCACCACCAAGAAGGUGGAGAAGCAGCAAGACCCCAGCGAUAUUCCCACCAAUCAGAAAAACUAAGAUCUUACUGUAAGCCUGCUUUUGACCCCUUAAGCUUCUCGUUACCCUCUCUUAAACCCAUUCCUCUUCUCAUUUCCCAUCCUAAAACAAACCCUCUUGCUUUCUAUUUAAGCACUUGUGGAUAUCUAAGAUGAUGGCUCUGCUUUGCGUUCUCAUUAUACGCAUAGCAAGAAUAUCAUGGUUUCUAUCUGAAUUAUUGUGUGUUGGAUUUCCACAAGUGUGCAGAGUGCAGGAGCUAGAUGUUUGUUUUACAUGGGUUUAUUCUUCCUUGUCCCCUGUGUCCCCCACAUGCAUUCCCAAAGGAAAUCCAUUAUAACUACUGUAACCAUCACUCUAUACAAAACCACAGUACAUCUGUUCUCUCUCUGUCUCCUUCACACACUCAACAUCGAACAAUAAAAAGCACUUAGGUAGCAUCUCUUACAGAAGUACGGUCUUUCAAAAUAUAAUAUUCUUAAACAGUCUUUCACAGUUUGGGAUAAUGUUACGUCGAUAUGUGAUACUGAAACACAAUAGAUAAUAACUGGUCAUUCACUUCUACCACAAGCUGUGAGAAACUCUCAACACAUUCCAAUGGAAGCAUGUGUGUGCGAGUGUUACUGUGAACAUUUAAAGGACAAAAGAUUCAAAACACGUCAGCUAGUAUCGGUUACUCUUUCUGCAUUCACUUAUACGAUACAAAUACAAUUAUUCCUGGCAUAAUAACGACAGUUUAGUAAGGAAGCACAAAGUAAGGAAACCUGGCAAAAUAAACAAUAAUAUAUGAUUGUGUCUUGCUGAGCCAUUGUUUUGAGCCUGUUUACUAAAAAUGGAGUUGAAAAGGAUGAACAUCCUUGGCCGAGCACAGACUCCUUUUUUAACUUCCCGGUGAAGUUUCAUUCUAGAAAAGUGUAUUUCUUUAGCUGUUUAAAUGAGACUUGAAGAAAACAUGAAAACAAAUGUAUUGAUUGUGUAUAAUUUGCAUGGUGUAUGUAGAUCUCAUGCUUGCAUGGAAACCAUUAUCCCAUUUCUCAAUCGACAUGAUUCCGUUGGUUGCGGUUAAAAGGUCAGCUCAUGCCUUCCUUUUCACCAUCUACCUUGCUGAGCAUCGUCACACUCAUUAAUAACUGUAAUAGACAUGCACUAUAUUUUAGCGCAUAGGCCUACUGUAGGAUGUGACUUAGAUAGGCUACAGAUCCCUGCUGUUAAUACAAUUAAGAUAAAAAGGAAAGAUCCUCUUUAAGGCACUUGGACAAGAAUGUCAAAACUUUGGUAAUGAUGAAAAGAUUGCACAAUGUGCUAUAAAGGAUAAAGGGAAACUGGAAAAUCAUGCUAAGAUGCCGUAAAUGAGGCAAAAUGCAGCUAAUACAAUAAGGAAGAAGAAUAUUUCUUCUGAUACAGUCCAGUCAAUUAGAGACUGAACUUUAAGUUACGCUUUAGCACAAAUGUACAAGAUGUAUGUAUGUAUGAUCUAUCCAUUUAGCACUAUUUCAUGUGUCGUCGAUGAUGCUCGGAGAAACAUUUACGCCGCUGAAUCCAUAACAUGUCACUAAGCCAGAGGAAAACCAUGCCAUCGACACUCAAAACACAUCACAAAUUCAGUCAAAAGCUGCCAGACCAUGCUCUGUUUGAAACAACUUGACCUCUCUCUUUCUUACUGUAGCCAUGACUGGAUAAAAAGUCUGUUUUAGUAUGACCUCACUGCUAGAAACCCUUCAGUAUGAGAGACUUACAGCUUGUUUUUCUGCGUGUGCACUGCCAACUUUUACACAGCUAUCUUAUUCCGCUGCUGCUGCUGGUCAUGGCAAUUGAUGCCCUGACAAACUGCACUCACAAUGAAAAUUCAAAAAAUGACUGAUUGUAUGGCAGACUGUUCUGGAUUAGGUUCCUGUUGUUUUACUUGUCUUACUUGUGAUAAGUACCUUAGUACUGUAGUAAGUGUGUUUGUAUCUCUACACAGUGGCCUAUCAAAACUGGAAUUAUUUUGGGGGACAGCAAACCUGAAAGUUUGGCAUUUUGUUUAAUGGAUCACUGAAUUCCAGUGAAAAGCAGAGGGAAAUCUCAGAUGCACAAGAAUUACAAGAAAUAUAAACAACAUUUUAUAGUAUACAGCUAUAACAAUGGAUGAAAGGUUCAUGGUUGCAAAUGUCAGGCCUUUAUCUUUGCACUGUAUACCAAAAGAGUUUUCAUUGGUGUCUGAAAAAAAUGUCUACUACGUCUACAGCACUGCCAAACUUUUCUAAGUGCACACGCAAAACCACGUCAUGGGAAAAAAUUAAACAUUUUCUGAAACUAAAGAAUAUCACCCAUCCAAAAGCAACAAUCAAGAUUUAGUCAUAGAGCAAAUACUGUAGGAUUUAAAAUGCCUUAAAACACCAGCAACUGUUUUUCUGGCCAAGUGUGUGAUGCGUUUGAUUCUGUUAAGUGGGGUGUUUAAUCAUUAUUAGCAUUAAUUAGAGCUACCAUGACUAUAAAAGCAUAGGGAUUGAAUGUAGUUGACAUGCUAUUCUCUUUACUGUUAUUACUGCUUAUGUAUUGCUGUAUGACACCAUAUCAAUAAAGACUUGACAUUGUUUAGGCUG
Messenger RNA from Micropterus salmoides (largemouth bass), 4102 nucleotides. It is a transcript of the gene inab, whose product is annotated as internexin neuronal intermediate filament protein, alpha b. Gene Ontology annotation, biological process: intermediate filament organization. The record is from RefSeq and is a predicted model, not a curated record. Gene Ontology annotation, cellular component: postsynaptic intermediate filament cytoskeleton; intermediate filament; cytoplasm. Gene Ontology annotation, molecular function: structural constituent of postsynaptic intermediate filament cytoskeleton. The transcript is spliced from 3 exons. Lineage: Eukaryota; Metazoa; Chordata; Actinopteri; Centrarchiformes; Centrarchidae. The coding region runs from base 93 to 1541 and encodes 482 amino acids.